AUGCAAAGAAAUCCAAACCACAAAUAUAUUUAUCUUGCAUUAUCAGCCACGUUCCUACUCGCGUCUACCUGGACACUGUUCGAUGCAAUCACGUUUCACCCUACUGACGCACAAUGUGUCCAACGGAUGUUUUCCUGGUCCCCAGCGACAGAUAUAAUCGAGUAUAAAUGGACACUAUUCCCAAAGUUCGGCUUCCUGGCCCAUUCUACGUGGUUUGACGCGCCAGUGCCCGAGCGACAGGCCGCCUGGGACGAGUUUCUACCGAUCAAGGCGGACAACGUCCUGGGUCUUCCGGAAGUCUUUGUGCAGUUGGAAUGUCUCAAUCUCCUACGACUCCAUGCGCAAACCGACGAGACGGAUAGUAGUCACUUAUCUUCAUUUCACGGAACGCAAAAGGAUGUUUAUCAUAGAGUGGAGCAGUGUUUUGAUCGAUUGAGGACGUCCUUGCUCUGCUGGUCGGAUAUUGUUCCUGUACUGCAAGAGUUUGAAGACGAUAGACUGCACACUCACGUUGUCAAGUAUGAUUUUGCGACGAAACACAAGUGUCGCAAUUUUGAGGAUAUCCGGGACUGGACAUUGAGGAAUGGGGUAAAGGGAGUCGAGAUGGAUAAUGCGUGGUGGGGUGGAUUCGAUUGA
Messenger RNA from Aspergillus alliaceus, 636 nucleotides. RefSeq lists its product as uncharacterized. The coding region runs from base 1 to 636 and encodes 211 amino acids. Gene Ontology annotation, biological process: mycotoxin biosynthetic process. The transcript has 2 exons. NCBI's taxonomy places the organism in Eukaryota, Fungi, Ascomycota, Eurotiomycetes, Eurotiales, Aspergillaceae. The record is from RefSeq and is a predicted model, not a curated record.